UUUAUCGGCACCGCUGGGCGAGUUCCUCUUCCACCUCCUGGCUCUGUUCCCCAAUCCCCCCUUCUUCUUGCUGAAACCCUAGCUACUCCAAUUUGUAUCCUGGAUGGAUCUGGUGUUCCGGAGUUGAGAAUCGAGUGAUAGUUACCUAGGACCGUAUCAUCCGCCCAUCUUCCGGUUCUCGUGGCGGCGGCGGCGGCGGCGGCGACUUACCGGCCAGCGCCGACGACGCAUGGCUCCCAAGAAGAAGCGCAAGAGUGCGCCGCCGGAGACGGUGAGCACCACCGUCCACGACCUCCCGGACAAUCUCCUCCAGCACGUGCUCUCCUUCCUCCCAGCGCAGGAGUCCGUUCGGACUUGCGUGCUCGCCCGGCGCUGGCGCCACCUUUGGAAGUCCACCACAGGCCUGCGUAUCCUAGACCUUGUCCUUGACGAUGAUGAGGAUAUCUCAUUCCAAGACCUCCGGAAGUUCGUCGAACAUCUGCUGAUGCUGCGCGAGCGCACCGACCUAGAAAGUGUUGAGAUGAAAUUCCACUGUUACUACGAAGGCGAAUCCUAUGUGAGCCUAUGGACCCGUUUCGCUCUGAUUUGCAAAGUUCGGGUGCUCACCCUUCAUAUCCUUGGGGAAGAAUACUUCACCCUAGACGGCCUGCCUCUUGUGUCUCGGCACCUGAAAACAUUGCACCUUCAUGGUCUAAUCCUACAAAAGAGCUUUCUUGAUUUUGCUAGCUGUCCAGCAUUGGAGAAUCUGAAGAUGGGUGUUUGCAAAAUCAAUGGUUGUAAGAUAUCAUCUCUUUCCCUAAAGCAUUUGAGCAUCACUAGUUGCGGCUGUGAUCUGGAUUGCCGGCUUAACGUUUCUACUCCAGGCCUUGUCUCUUUGAAACUAGAUCGCUUUUUGGGUAAAACCCCUUUUCUUGAAAACAUGCCGUUGCUACAGACUGCAUGUGUGAAUCUUGGCAUGGGCUGCGAAGGUGUCUGUUUGAGUAUCUUCUGUUGAGGUAAUAAGAACGGAUGUGGAAUUGUCUAUCAAAAAACGAUGGCCGCAUCGAUUGCGUGCUUAUGGGUGGGAUCUCAAGUGCUAAACAUCUUGCACUGAUAUCUUAUUUUGGAAAGUUCAUUUUCGCAAGAGAUUUGAUGAAUUGCUGCCCUACAUUUAGUAAGUUAAAGACUUUAUCACUCAGUGUGUACUGGUGGGAGGCUCCUGACUUGGAUCCACUAGCUUGCAUUCUGCAAAAUUCACCAGUUCUAGAGAAGCUCUCUCUUAAACUUUUCUCCAAGGGACCAGAUCAUGAAGUGGAAAUGAAAGGAAGGUACAGUCCAAUGGAGGGUCCGUCUGCAAUAUCAGAGCACCUUAACAUGGUUGAAAUCAAGUGUAAUGUGGUCGACGAGAAGAUUCUCAAAGUCUUGAAGCUCUUGUCUACAUUUAAUAUACGAUUCGGUUUUUUGUAAGGGUGUGAAGUGAGAUAAUCUGGAUUGUCGAUGGAUUUACCAUCUCUUGACUAUUCAGAAAUGGAAGGCGCAAGUAUGUGCUGUGACAAGGUUUCCGCCGUUUUGGUGUGUGUGCAUCUGAUGCCAAUUCUACCGAACAAAGGAAUAGUGUAGAGUUCGGAUCAUGUAACUUGUCAACUCUAGACCAUCUAGCUGGACUUGGUUUUAUGGUAUCUUGUAAUUUCUGUUGCACUUUUGGUUCAUGGACUGGUUAGUACUCGCUUGGCAUGUCUUUUCUGGCUUCGUGCAUAACUUGUUGUGUUAUGAAUUGUUUGCCUGUUUUCUUG
Molecule: messenger RNA, 1772 nt
Organism: Triticum dicoccoides
Lineage: Eukaryota; Viridiplantae; Streptophyta; Magnoliopsida; Poales; Poaceae
Exons: 5
Coding region: 1009-1446 (145 amino acids)
Source: RefSeq, a predicted model, not a curated record